This is a messenger RNA of Chlorella variabilis, 3141 nucleotides long. RefSeq lists its product as hypothetical. The record is from RefSeq and is a predicted model, not a curated record. NCBI's taxonomy places the organism in Eukaryota, Viridiplantae, Chlorophyta, Trebouxiophyceae, Chlorellales, Chlorellaceae. The transcript is spliced from 19 exons. The coding region runs from base 1 to 3141 and encodes 1046 amino acids.
AUGAGCGCCGCCGAGGUGUUGCACGGCGCCUAUGAGGCCCCCAGGGCGUAUGCCAGCGGCCAGGGUCCGCAGCCCGACCUGCGGCCCACCCUACUUGUCACCACUGUGGACAUUGGCGAGGGGCGGGCGGGGCGCAUCGAAGUGCGGCAGGGGGACGAUCCUAUCGACGUCGCAGCCGCCUUUUGCAGCCGCCACGGCCUGCCCGAGGCCAUCGUGCUGCCACUGGCGCAGCACCUGGAGGACAACUUGGCGGAGAGCGGGGCGUGGCCCGAGGCGGGGCAGCCCCCAGCAGGCGCCGAGUAUCGGCAGGGCGAGGGGGCUGGAGAUGGAGAGGAGUCAGAGGAAGAUGAGGGUUAUAGCUACGCCAGGCUGUCUGCGACCGCUGCCGGCAGCAGGAGCGCCUCGGCCGAACCUGCGGCACCGCAUGCUGGCGCCGCGAAAGGCAUGCCGGCGCCAGCAGGCAGCCGCCCCGGCAGCGCCCAGGCCGGGGCAGGCAGCGGCUCCGCGCCUCACCCCCAGCCGGCCCACCACCUGCAAGUGGAGCCUUCUUCCCGCAGCGCGGGGGUGCUGGGCGCCCGGCCGCCGCCGCCUGGGGAGCAGGCCGGCCCGCGGCCGCAGACCGCCGGCGCCGCCCUCGGCGGGCAGCCGUCCGAGGAGCAGCAGCAGCAGGGCCCGCCAUCGUACCGCCCCGCCAGCAUCCACAGCGCACGGGGCGCGGAGUACUUCAACCACGCGCCCAGCAGCAGCGGGGGCUCCCACCCAGACACCGACGGCGGCCUGCACUACCGCACCGCCGGCGUCGGCGGCGCAGCCUCGCUGCCCGCCCACACCCGCCUCUACGCCGACCACUUCCGCAAGCAGCAGCGCCUGGAGGAGGAGCGGCGGCUGAGGGACCUGGAGAUCCAGCUGAAGACGGAGCAGGUGCACAUUGCGCCCGCCUCCAACAAGCUGGCCUCCCACCGUACCGCCGGGUCGUACCGCAACUACGGCGAGCGGCUGUACGUGGAGGGGCGGCUGGAGGCGAUGAAGAAGGAGCAGCUGGCGCAGCGGGUGAAGGAGGAGGAGGCGCGGGCGGAGGUGGAGCAGCACACCUUCCAGCCCGAGAUCAGCAAGCUGGCGCAGCAGAUACGGCAGGACGAGGCCGAGUGCGGCGGCGGCGCGGGCACCGCCUACCAGCGCCUGUACCAGCGCGGGGCCACUGCCAAGCGCCAGGAGCGCAUGGAGUGCAUCCGCCGGGAGCAUGAUGAGGCGGAGGUGCGGGAGUGCAGCUUCCGGCCACAGAUCAACUCCAAGUCGGCGCGCAUGGUGGAGCAGCGCCAGCAGAUACUGAGGGAGAGCGGCAUCGCGGGGUACGACCAGCUGUACAACGACAGCAUGCGGCGCAGGCUGAAGCUGCAGCAGCUGGCGGCGAGGCCGCCUGAGGAGGCCACGUUCCGGCCACGGGUGAACACCAGCAGCGUGGUUUUGAAGAAGCUGAUGGAGGGGCGGGAGGGUGAGGAGGCGCUGGGUGGCAGCGCUGACGUGGCAGCCAGGCUGCUGGAGCGCGGGCGCCAGUACAGCGAGAAGCUGGCUGCGGCGCAGCGGCUGCAGGAGGAGGAGCCACGCGACGCCGCCACCGGGCAGCCGCUGUUCCGCCCAAAGACGCACCGCGCGCCACACUACGAGCGCAACCCCGAGGGCACCCCCAUCGGCGAGUACCUGUACAGCAUCAAGGCGGAGUGGGAUGAGCGCGCUGCUGCGGCGGCGCACGCCACGCAGCGCCGCGCCACCCGCGACGCCGCCUCCACCUACGUCAACACCCGCUCCGAGCGCCUGGUGGACCGGCUGAAGCGGGAGCGCUUCCGCGCCAUCUUUGACUACCUGCGCCGCGGCCAGCCAGCACCCGUGCUCAACCUGCUUGAGACGGUGCAGGACGAGGUGUUCAUGGACACCAUAGACCCCGAGGUGCGCGCCGACAUUGAGUUUGCGGGCAGGCUGCUGGCCAGGGCCAUUGCGCGGCGCCAGAAGGCAGACCUCCAGGACUCCGCCUGCUCCGCCCCGGACGGCUCCCGCGCCGCCCCGCCGCCCUUUGCCCAGUCCACCGUGGGCGAGCUGGAUGUGGGCGGGUUUGUGGCGCUGAUGGAGGAUGCAAUUGGGCGCACCCGGGGCCUGGCGCGCCAGUACCUGCUGCCCAUGCCCAGCAGCCGCCAGAAGUUUGAGGAGCCCUCCUUCCGCCCCGCCAUAGACCCGCACUCGCAGGCGCUGGCUGCCCGCCUGCGCCCCGAGUCCCUCCCCGCCUACGAGGUGCUCUACAAGACAGCCGAGGAGCAGGCGGCGAGGCGGGAGAUGAUGCAGCGGCAGGCGGAGGCGGCCAAGCUCAAGGAGUGCCUGUUCCGGCCCGUCAUGCUGGCGCAGCCCAAGGCCAGGGAGGGGCGGGCGAUGAAGAUGGCGUCUGAGCUCAGGGCCAAAGGCUCCAGUGAGGGCGAGAAGGAGCCGAGCGGGGCGGGCGCCGCAGCCCCGGCAGCCGCCCCGGCAGCUGGCCCGGCAGCUGGCCCCGGAGAGGCUGGCAGCGACAGCGAUGGCGGCGAUGCGGCGGACGGCGGCAGCGGCGGCGGCGAGGGGCUGCACUUUGAUGUCCUGGAGCGCCAGAUCAAUGAGGCGCUCGUGCGGCUGAGCCUGUCGGAGGAGCAGGUGGCGGCCAGCCUGCGUCAGGUGGCGGCAGGCGAGGCGGCCGAGGUGGCAGCGGCGGAGGCGCAAGUGGCUCAGCCGGUGGAUGGCAACGGUUUCCAGCUGGACUUCCGCGCCAUCUGCGGCUCGCCCUCCCCAGAUGACCUCCUCACGCUGCCGGAGUGCUGCGGUACCGCCGGCGUGGCCUCAAGCCUGAAGGGCUUCAAUCCGCUGGACGACAUUGAGGAGGGCGCGGGGGCCCCGGCAGCGGCGGCGGCGCCCGCCGCGGGCGCCAGCGUGGCCUGGGCUGACGACUCGCAAGAGGUGGUGGCCCGGAUGAUUGACAGCCACACCCCCGGCAGCGACGGUGGCGGCGGCAGCGGCAGCGGCGCCGCUGAGGAGCUGGUAGGGCUGGACCUGCAUGCCUUGGCCUCCACAGACCUGCCGGAGCAUGCGGGGCAGGCGGGCGCGGAGGAGGUGGCACGCCAGGCGUAG